AUGGGAGCGCGCCAACGGGAGAGCGUGUCCGCGCUUUGCAGGAGAAGUUUGCUGUGCACGGUUCUGCUGCUGUGGAUCAGCGCGGCCGCGGACGGGACCUGGAAGACGGGACUUUACAAGACCUACUCUGCAGCCUCCCACACCUCCGUCUACCAGAAGAGGAACUGGUGUCCUCAUACGGUCACCAAGACAGUGACGUGCCAGGUGCAGAACGGGACACUUCUCCAGCGAGUCUACCAGACAUGCCGCUGGCCACAGGGAUGUACGGGAGGGAGCUACAGGACCGUUGUUAGACCUUCCUACAAAGUUGUGUACCGCACAGUGACGUCUCUGGAGUGGAAAUGCUGUCCAGGAUUCAGCGGCGCUGCCUGUGAAGAAGAUAUUAGAGUAGAACACCAGGGGAAAGAGCACCUGGGCCGAGCAGAGCCAGACCGGGCCAGACAAAGGAGGAACCAGCUUGUUGCCCAGGAGGCUGUGAGGAAACCAUCAACGCUACGCCGGCCGCCUGCACGCACAGGAGAAGCAACCUCUAGCUGUCUGAACUGCAGCAGAAUCACAGCUCUGAGUGACAGGCUGAACUCGGUGGAGGCGAAGGUCCAAUUACUCAAUGCCCCAUCCUCCAUAUCGCAUCGCCACCCUCAGGGUAAAGGAGAAACUGCACCAGAGGCCUCAUCCCUAAUUGGGGCUGCGCCCGCUCAGGGGGCUCCUGGUGAGCAGGGACCUGCAGGUCCUCACGGUGAAAAGGGGAGAGAUGGGCUUCCUGGCAGAGAUGGGAAGUUAGGGUCUCGGGGGCUGCCAGGUCCCAGUGGGCCUCGGGGGGAGGCCGGGGCAAGGGGCCCAUCUGGAGCCCCCGGAUCAAAGGGAUCCCACGGACAAGCAGGUCCCCGUGGUCCAUCAGGACUCCCAGGAGACAGGGGUCUACCAGGGCCGCCUGGGGCUCCAGGGCCUCCAGCACCAGCCAGUGCCCACAUCCCAGAGCCAGACAAUGCUCGCAGAAAAGACCUCUUCUACACCAACACAUUUCAUGACUCACGAGGGUCGCCCGUUCCAGGACCUCAGGGCCCCGCCGGUCCUGUCGGUCCCUCAGGUCCCAAAGGCCCAGUAGGACCUCCUGGUCCACCAGGACAGAAUGGUAAAUCUGGAGUUGCUGGAAUACAGGGCCCUGUGGGGCCAAAAGGAGAGCGUGGGGAGAGAGGUCCUUUAGGUUACCAAGGAGAGAGGGGCUUCAGAGGCGAGUCGGGAACACCAGGUCUUAAAGGAGAGCCAGGAGAGAAGGGCUUGCCGAGCAAUCUAAAUGGGGACGGAAUACAUCAGAUCAGAGAGGCGCUGAAGAUCUUAGCCGAGAGGGUUUUAAUCCUCGAGACUAUGAUCGGUAUUCAUGAGCCUGAUCUAGGGUCUGGGGAUGGACCGUUUGGCACAGCCAUCCCUAGUUUCUACCGAGGUAAACGAGCAGGUGCGCUUCCAUAUCGACUCGCUUCUCCUCUGUCCUCCGACACCAAGGUUCGAGGGAAGUAGCCCCCACCCCCCCGCUCACCCUGAGGAUCACGGGCUGGGUUGAAAUCCCCCUCCUAUAGGUCUCAUCGGCACUCAACAGAUUUAGACCGUAUCUGAUACCGUCAGAUUUAGGAUGGGGGGGGCACACCUCAGGGAAACUCCACUGAUACUCCACAAUACUCCUCUAUCGGGAACUGGAGAACUAGUUUGACCCCCCACCUCCCCACCUGUUGCCAUAACUACACUCUUUAUCUAUACACAAUACACCCAGCAGCCCCCUCUCUGUGUCUCAUUUUCUUUGGCUAAAGAACUGAAGCCUCAGAUCAUGUUUGAAAAAGGAAAAUCUGAUGUGCUCCUCGAGUACACACAGUUCUGGACAAUAAGGGUCAUUUAGAGUAAUAAUUUGAAGGAGGAAUCAGAUGUGAGCAAAGAGACUGGAUUUGAUUUUCUAAUGCUUUCUCUAUGUAACUGCAACCUGACGAGAUUCCAUUAUUUAAGUGUAUUCAGCAUGUGCAGUUUGCAGGACACAAUUACAUAAACAAACCUCUUCUUCUAGUAUUCAUUUUUGUUAUACUUCUAUCAUAUUGUUUAACUCAAUGUUAUCUAGUGCACUAAAAAAUGAAGUCAUCUCUCCUCUAACUGAGAUACAUGUUGCUGACAGUGAUUUGUGGUUUUCUGGUGUGAGUGUUUUUCCCCCUUGAAGUCAACACUGAUGAAGUGGUUCAAUAAACAAUAAUAUAUUUGCAUUUAAUCUUUGCAAAUGCACAAAUAUUAGCAUUUGAAUUUGGCUGCAUAUCAAUUGAAACGAUCAUGAUGUUGCAUUCUGACUGUCCAUUUCACUAUCUUUUAACACACAAGAAAAUAGCAAAACUGUUACUGGAACUUGAACCUGUUUUUACCACUGCUGUGUUGGUAAACUGCUUAAACUGUCCUGAUGAAAAGACUUGAUAAUUGUUUUUUCAUCUUAUAUCAAACUUAUUGUGAAACUAUUUAAAUAAUGAUCAUUUGUAGUUUAUUUUGUAUGCUUUUGUGUAACCAUUUCAUAUUUUUGAACUUUAUUUUCAUGCAAAUGUGUUAUUGUGUUAAGAUAAUCUUGUCUAGAUGA
Molecule: messenger RNA, 2599 nt
Organism: Limanda limanda (common dab)
Lineage: Eukaryota; Metazoa; Chordata; Actinopteri; Pleuronectiformes; Pleuronectidae
Gene: emid1
Product: EMI domain containing 1
Exons: 20
Coding region: 1-1515 (504 amino acids)
Molecular function (GO): protein binding
Source: RefSeq, a predicted model, not a curated record